This is a messenger RNA of Suillus fuscotomentosus, 639 nucleotides long. RefSeq lists its product as uncharacterized. The record is from RefSeq and is a predicted model, not a curated record. NCBI's taxonomy places the organism in Eukaryota, Fungi, Basidiomycota, Agaricomycetes, Boletales, Suillaceae. Bases 77 to 433 code for a protein of 118 amino acids. The transcript has 2 exons.
CUCCGACCAAAAUCUCCCAUUAGAUAUUUCAAUGGACAACUCAUUUGAGUCAAAUAAGCAUUGAACCUGCUCUGUAAUGUCUUCAUCGUUAUUUCAUCAUGAUCCUUCAGGCUCCCUUCAUGAAGGUGGUAGUAUUGGGUCCGCCAACAAUCGUGCAAACCGAGAACAGCGCCAACAUGAGUUGUGGUCAUAUUUGAUGUCUGUCGACGGAUCAGACCAGGCGAUCGAUGAACAGGAUCUGUUGUUCAUUCAGCUCGCCGUUGACACUGUAUUCGCAAGUUAUGCUGCAGCGAAGAACCGCGUUUGCCAGUACACCCAACUGUUGCGACUUCCGACGCGGGAGGAAGCUCUAUGGGCAGAGAGAGUUGAGAAGGCAAAAUGUGUAAUGCCGGAAUACCAGUCUAGAUUCUCGUUCGACUUACAGCAGCCUUGAACCCUUCUACUACCCUUUCCAUCUGCCAUUGCUUCCUCCGAGUCAGGGCUUGGUUACAUGUUACCUUGCUGUUUCGCAAUGACAUUCUCACACAAUUCUCUUUGCUGGUGGCCUUGUUUUUUUUAUAACACUACUUCCAGUGUGUCGCUAUUGAUCUACAGCGCAUUGGUGAAUCAAUGACUCCUCGAGGCCUUACCCGCCUUCGU